Messenger RNA from Dufourea novaeangliae, 1389 nucleotides. RefSeq names its product G patch domain and KOW motifs-containing protein-like. The record is from RefSeq and is a predicted model, not a curated record. Gene Ontology annotation, cellular component: spliceosomal complex. Gene Ontology annotation, molecular function: nucleic acid binding. The coding region runs from base 1 to 1389 and encodes 462 amino acids. Gene Ontology annotation, biological process: mRNA splicing, via spliceosome. The transcript has 5 exons. Lineage: Eukaryota; Metazoa; Arthropoda; Insecta; Hymenoptera; Halictidae.
AUGGCUGAGGAAGGGAAAAAGAUUUCUUUCGCCUUCGCGAAGUCUAUUAAAAAACCUGUUUUAAAGAAUACUCUGCCCCAAGAGACGAAGAAAGUAGAUUAUAUAGAAUGUCUUGAUGAAAAGGGUAUUAAAGUAAUAGGCAAGGAAGAGAAGAAGGAUGAACCUUUGGUUAUUCCACUGCUAGGAUCAAAAACCUGGCACGAUAGGAUUGUAAAUAAAAUUGAUGCUGACAUUUUUGAGCCUAAGGCAAUAAAGGAAGAAGUAACAGAAAUCAAACAAGAAGUAAACGCAGAACUAACUAAUGGCAAUGCGUUAGCAAAAGAUAAUUCUAGAAAGAAACUAGAAGCAACAAACGAUAAUGAAAAGAAAGUUGUUACUUUAGAAGAACAAGCUGCUAAGGAAAUUAUACAAGACCUUAAAUCUACUGAGGAACAACAAAGUGAAACAAAGACACUGACUUUGCCGCUCCUAGAAGAGCAGGCUUUACGAGGUCAAGAACAGUCUACAUUAGAGGAUUAUGAAAAAAUUCCUGUGGAUGCUUUUGGCUUAGCAAUGUUGAGAGGAAUGGGAUGGCAGCCUGGCAAAGGAAUUGGUAAAAAUGAAAAAGUUGUCUCAGCUGCUAUACCAGAACUACGUCCAAAAGGCAUGGGUCUUGGAGCAGAUAAAGUAGCACUGCAAAAGCCGAAUACAAAUACUAAAAAAGAAGAUGCAGAACUUAAGCUAGAGAAGGGGACAUUCGUAAAAAUUAUUGCUGGAAAGCAGUGUAAUAACUAUGGUCAAAUAGAAGGAUUCGAUGAUGAUGCAGGAAGACUUAUAAUAAAACUCGCUCUUGGAGGAAAUAUUAUAUCUGUGAAUGAGUUCGUAGUGCAACCAGUUACUAAGGCAGAGUACUCAAAGAACGCAAAAGUUCUAAAUGCAACAAAGUAUGAAGAAUAUAAAAACAAAGAAUCUAAUGAAGAGAGUAAUAAAACAGUAAAGAAGAAAAGAUCGAGCUCUUCUGAAUGUUUCGAAAGUAGCGACAAUGAAGAUAGAAAUAUUAUUGAUGAAAAGAGGAAAAAAGGUACCAAACAUGAUAAAAACAAAGAUAUCAGAACAGACGAUACAAAAUCUAAAAGUCGAAAAAGAUAUUCAGACAGCAAUAGCGAUAGAGAUAGUGAUUUCGGAAAAAGGCGAAGGAAAGAGAGGAGCAAAUCUAGUAGCAGUGAUUCCUAUAAAUCAAAGAAAUCUAAGAAAUCAAAGAAACACAAGCGGCGGGACAGUUCAUCCGAAAGGUCUAGCAAAAAGCAUAAGAAAAAAGAUAAGGAAAGAGAAAGAGCAAGAGACCGAAAAUCGAGAGAUUAUACGGACAAACGGAAACACAAAAAAAGGGGUAGAUCAAGAUCACGAUAA